CCUAUGCAGAAGGGCUCCUUGAACCUUCUGAGGCAGAAAUGGGAAUCAAGUGAUUACCAGAAAAGUGAAUGUUGUCCUGGAGGCAGCCACUGCAGGCUCAUCCAACAACGAGAAAGCAAAUGUCUUGAACCUCAAGGGGAGAUAGUUUUAGCCCCAGGGCCUCCAGAAACACUGAGCCAACCCUGUUGUAUAGAAGAAGAGAUGUUGUCCUCAGUCCUCGAAAAGGCCCCUGAGGAGAAGAAGGAUUGCUUGCAGGGACCUGGCCAGCCUGAAGUGCUGAGGGAAGAUCCCAUGGGCAGUCGACGCAGGAUCGAGCGCUUCUCCAUUGCCCUCGAUGAGCUGAGGAGUGUGUUUGAGGCUCCUAGGAAUGGAAACCGACCAGCUGGAUCAGCUGAGUAUGCCCGGAAGGAAGUGGAAAUUGAGCGAAGUUUGUGUUCACCAACAUUUAAGAGUCACCCUUGGAGCCAGUCUGACGAGUCUGUGAAAGAUUCUGACAAGAAAGGCGGGGAAACAUCUGUUGACAAGAUGCCAUCUGAGACUGGCCACAGUCAUAUCUUUGAAGCUACUGUUGGCCCCAAUAAGCCCGUGAGUGGAUUUGCAGAAGACAGUGCUACGCUCCAAGAGAGUGUGUCAGACCUCCAGGAGGUGGUCUCCUUGAAGGAGCGGAUGGCGAGGUACCAGGCAGCGGUGUCCAAGGGAGACCGCCACAGCUUCUCUGCAAAUAUGAUGGAGGAAUCAGCCAUGUGCACGGUGCCUGGUGGCUUGGCCAGGGUGAAGAGGCAGUUUGAGAAGGACGAAGUGGCUUCUUCCCAGAAUAUCUUUUCUCAGUACCAACACCAACACCAGCACCACAGCAGAGCUGAGCAGGAGGUAAUUGGUAGUAGCCAGGUAAGCGUUUCAAGAACUAACCAGGAAAUGGAAGAAAAGGAACAAGAAGUUUCGCAUGCACAAGACAUUGAAGUUCUUGAAACAGAAAUGAAAUCACAUCUUGAAAAGCACAGCCAGGAACUAAAUCAAGCUGCUUCUCAUUUCCAUCAAUAUGUUCAAGAGACAGUUAUUGAUACACCGGAGGAUGAAGAGAUCCCAAAGGUUUCAACUAAGUUUUUAAAAGAGCAAUUUGAAAAGUCUGCCCAGGAAAAAGUCUUUUACUCAGACAGAGAGAUAACAACACCAGCCAAACAAAUUAAGAUUGAAAGUGAAUAUGAAGAGAACUUAAAGCCAUCUUCAAUUGUGGGUACCUCUUCCACCACUUGCAGUUCAUCCAUCCAAAGAAGGGAAAUAUCAACUACCAGAUACAAUAACCACAGUGCCACUUCCUCAACCCUGUCACAAGUUAGUGCCACUCCUUCCAGAAAAACAGAAGAAUUUCCUCCUCCCCAACCUGAUGUACUUCAAACUCCAAUAGAUGUGGCAGCAUCCUCCCAGUCCCCUGAAUUGCCUACUUCUGCUAGAAAACCACCAGUCCCCAAGGAAUUGUACUCCAAACAAAGAAAUUUGUAUGAAUUAAACCGUUUAUAUAAACACAUUCAUCCUGAAUUAAGAAAAAACUUGGAGAAAGAUUAUAUCAGUGAGGUUUCUGAAAUCGUUUCUAGUCAGACAAACCGAGGGAGUUCAGUUUCAGCUGAUGUACAACAAGCCCUGUCUGUUUUUGAAAAUACAAAUGGCAGGUCUCAGAAAAGUCUCAAUAUUGAGAAGGAGCACAUGGAGUGGGAUGAAAUUCUGAAGGGAGAGGUGCAAUCCAUGAGAUGGAUCUUUGAGAAUCAGCCAUUAGAUUCCAUCAACAAUGACUCUCGGGAUGAAGGUAGCACUCUAAAGGGCAUUUCUGACCAAGAAAUCAUUGCCGGUGGUGAUGUGAAGUAUACAACUUGGAUGUUUGAAACCCAACCCAUAGACACACUGGGUGUUCAUACUUCUGACAUGGAAGAAAAUGCUGGGAAAAUCCCAGAGCUAGCCAGAGGAGAUGUGCGUACAGCCAGGUGGAUGUUUGAAACAAAGCCGUUAGAUACACUGAAUAAAAUGCAUCAAAGUCCAGAAGAAUCAGAGAUAACUACUAUUAAGGACAUAACUGGAGGGGAUGUCAAGACUGUGAGAUAUAUGUUUGAGACUCAAAAUCUGGACCAACUUGGACAGCUUCAUUCAGUAGAUGAGGGUCACUUACUGCAACUCAGGUCUGAGCUCAAGGAAAUGAAAGGAAAUGUGAAAAGAAGUAUAAAAUGUUUUGAAACUCAACCUUUAUAUGUUAUUAGAGAUGGGUCAGGUCAAAUGCUAGAAAUUAAAACUGUUCACAGGGAAGAUGUUGAAAAGGGCAAUGUGAGAACAGCUCGUUGGAUGUUUGAGACACAGCCCUUGGACACAAUUAAUAAAGAGAUCACGGAAAUUAACGUUGUUCGAGGAAUAGCUAUGGAAGAAAAUGUCAAAGGCGGGGUAAGUAGGGCAAAGUGGUUAUUUGAAACCCAACCUUUGGAGAAAAUUAAAGAAGAGACAGAAGAAGUAAUCACUGAAAAGGAGAUUAUUAUAGGUGCGGAUGUUUCCAGAAAGUGCUGGAUGUUUGAAACUCAGCCAUUAGACAUUCUGAAAGAAGUUCCUGAUGAAGACCCUCUACCACCUGAGGAGAUAAUAGGGGGUGAUGUGCAAGCCACGAAACAUCUUUUUGAAAUGUUUCCAAUAGAGGCUUUAAAAGAUAGCCCAGAUGUAGGAAAGCUUCAAAAAAUCACUGCCUCUGAAGAAGAAAAGGGGGAUGUUAGGCACCAGAAAUGGAUUUUUGAAACCCAGCCUCUUGAAGAGAUUAGAAAAGAGAAAAAAGAGUACACAAGGACAGUGAAACUUGAAGAGGUGGACAGAGGAGAUGUGAAGAAUUACACACACAUUUUUGAAUCAAGCAAUUUCAUUAAAUUUGGUGCACCACAUAAAAUUGAAGUGGAAGGAGUUACAAAAGGUGCAGUAGAAUCAAAUAAAUCUCUGUUUGAGUCAACACCACUCUAUGCCAUCCAAGAUCAUCAAGGAAAAUAUCAUGAAGUAAAGACUGUUCGGCAAGAAGAAAUCCUACGAGGAGAUGUGAGAAGCUGUAGAUGGCUUUUUGAAACAAGGCCCAUUGACCAAUUUGAUGAGAGCAUUCAUAAAUUUCAGAUUAUUAGAGGAAUAACUGCUCAAGAGAUACAGACUGGAAAUGUCAAAUCUGCUAAAUGGUUGUUUGAAACUCAACCCCUUGAUUCAAUCAAAUAUUUUAGUAAUGUGGAAGAAAUGGAAAAUAAAAUUGAAGAAGCCAAAGAUAUUGUUAAAGGGGAUGUCAAAACCUGUAGAUGGCUUUUUGAAACACAGCCAAUGGAGUCUCUUUAUGAAAAAGUUUCAUUAGUGACUGGCAGUGAAGAAAUUCAUAAGGGAGAUGUCAAAACCUGUACUUGGCUUUUUGAAACUCAGCCACUGGAUACCAUAAAAGAUUCUGAAGCAACAGUAAAACUGCAAACCAUAAAACACGAGGAGAUUCAAGGUGGGGACGUUCGUACAACAUGCUUUCUUUUUGAGACAGAAAAUUUGGACAGCAUACAGGGAGAAGAAGGAAAGGAGAGCAAGUCUGUGGAAACUGAUAUCCAAGCUGGAGAUGUUUCUAGUAUGCGGUAUAAAUUUGAAAAUCAGUCGUUGGAUUCUAUAAGUUCCAGUUCAGAGGAAGUUUUGAAAAAGAUCAAAACUUUAAAAACAGAAGAUAUUCAAAAAGGCAAUGUUUUAAAUUGUAGGUGGCUUUUUGAAAACCAACCAAUUGAUAUGAUAAAAGAACACCAAGAAGGUGAGGAAUUAGGUAAGACAGUGACAGACAUACAAGGUGGGGAUGUAAGAAAAGGGUGCUUUAUUUUUGAGACUUUUUCUUUAGAUAAGAUUAAAGAAGAGUCUGACUAUGUCAGCACCCAGGAGACAGGUAGUGAAGAAGUGAUAAAAGGCGAUGUGAAAAGCUACAGAAUGUUGUUUGAAACUCAGCCACUCUAUGCAAUCCAAGACCGAGAAGGAUAUUACCAUGAAGUAACCACAGUUAAAAAGGAAGAGGUAAUUCAUGGAGAUGUACGAGGGACAAGGUGGCUUUUUGAAACAAAACCACUGGACUCAAUUAAUGACUCUGACACCGUGUAUAUUAUUAAAUCUGUCACGCAAGAAGACAUUCAGAAAGGAAAUGUUAAUUCUGUCAGAUACAGAUUUGAAACACAAUCACUGGAUAAGAUUUCUGAAGAAUCGCAUGAUAUUGUGCCCACUGUUGACAAUAUUCAAGGUGGGAAUGUUAAGUCCAGUAAACAAUUAUUUGAGUCUGAAAAUGUUGAUAAAAAGACUUGUAUAAGAACAGUAAGUGUCAGUGAAAUACAAAAAGGCAAUGUUAAAACAUCUACUUGGCUAUUUGAAACCCAUACCCUCGAUGAAUUAAAAGGAGAAGGAUCAGAAUAUGAAAAUAUCAAAACUGUUACUCUGGAAGAUGUGAAAAAAGGUGAUGUUAAACAGGCGGUAUGGCUUUUUGAAAAUCAAACUUUAGAUUCUAUUAAGGAAACAAAUGAGAGCAUGACAAAAAUUGUCAAGGAAGAAAUUCCUCCUUCUGAUGUCAAAACAACAACAUGGCUUUUUGAAACAACACCCCUUCAUGAAUUUAAUGAAAAUAAGGUGGAAAGGGUGGCCAUUAUUGGCAAGAGCAUAAAGGAAACCUUAGAAGAACUCUACUCCCAAAAAGUUAUUGCAGCUCCUGGAAUUAUCAUUGAAGCUGAUGAAGUUGGAGAUGUCCGAAUGGCAAAAUAUAAGCUUAUGAAUCAAGCAUUGCCUGAGAUACAAAAAGAAGAAAUUAUCAAAGGGGAUAUCCAAAAUAUAAUGACAAAUCUACUUUCGAAAAGAGACUGUACAAAAAGAGAGAUUUUGGUUAGUGAAGAAGAGAAGGGCAAUGUCAAUUUAACCAAAACUCAGCUGUUAAACAGAUCAGCAGAAUUUCAUGCUGAGAAAGAAGAAAUAGUGAGAGGAGAUAUACAACAAGCAAUAAAAAACCUGUUCUCUGAGGAAGUAUCUGUCAAGAAAGGCAUUGUAAUUCAGGAAGAUGAAAGAGGAGAUAUUAACAUGACAAUCUAUUGUCUUCUUCAUGAAAAUGAAGGUAACACAAUUGACCGUGAAGAAGUAAUAGGAGGUGAUGUAAAACGUACCAUUCAUAAUCUGUUGUCUUCUACAGCAAGCAAUAAUAUAUCUGAAAGGGCAAAAAUUGAUGACUCUGAAAGAGGAAAUGUUCAGUUUUUCACAACAUGCAUCGAAACAGGGGCUUUGGAUUAUCUUAAACAGCUUCAGACAGGGUCAAGUGAAAUACUGUCAACUAGAAAACAAGAAGAAGAGGAAGAAAUAAUUGGAGGUGAUGUUGAGGGCACAAAACUGUUACUUAGGAGAAGACAGUCCCAGAUUGAACGUACUGUUAAUGAAACUGACAUCAUCCCAGGGGAUGUACAUAACACAGCUAAGAUUUUUAUGACAGAGCCUCAGAGUACAUAUAAUAAGACAUCCAAACAAGAAAUUACUAAAGGUGAUUUGAAAUCAACCUUAAAUUCCCUCAGUCAGGUUGUAAAUCAGAAAACAUUGGCUCAUACAGAAGAAAUGAUAAAAGGUGACAUGACGGGCACACUCCAAUCAGUUACAGAAUCAAGCCACCAAUGUAAAGCAGCUAGGCAGCCUGAUACUGGCCCUGUUGAUAUUGAACAAGCUAUUAAAAACCUUGAAAAAGCUGCACAUACAAGGACAGAAAUCCUGAAAAAGGAGCUUAUCCGAGAUGACCUUGAAACAUCUUUAAAUUACCUGAAAGAAGUACAAAGCCCUUUCAAAGAAGUAGGAAGAGAUAUAAUUAAAAAAGAUUUGAUAGGAGUCACAGAAGAACAGGAAACAGAGAUGCAUCAGGUGGAUAUCCAGAAGGACAAAAAGAGUCUUCUUCAGCCAAGACCAGGACCACUUGAAUCGGCAACUGGCUGGAAAAGUGGCAGAGACACAGUCAAAGAUCCUACUGGAAAGUCUUCUUAUGAUCAUUUCAUAGUCGAAGGAGCUGAGUUUAAUCUUCCAAAAGCUCCCAAAGGCACUGUAAAGAUUGUCGUAGAUCGUGAGCAGAACAACGAUGCCCUUGAGAAAAGCCUUAGAAGGCUAUCCAAGUCACACCCCAAAGCGAUUGAAAAUGUGUUGGAAUUGGGUGAUAGAAGGGAUGUCUGGGCUGAUGCUGCCAAAGAACAGCAUCAAAAAGAUGUGUGUAUGAGCCAACAAUUGACUUCAACUAUUUCUAUUAAGGAAAACCAAAAAACUAAGGGAUCAACAACAGUGAAAGAGCAGAAGAAGAGGGAUGACAUCUUUAACUCCACCCAGUCUGUUGAUACGGUGUUUGGAAAGCAGCAGACACAAACCUCUGAGCUGAAGAAUGGUCAUAAGAAGAUGGAAACUUAUAUAAAGAAUCCCACAAUGAACAGAAACAUGGAAGUAUCAACAGAUCCACCCAACUCCAGGCCCAGUCCUACCCAACACCCAGUCAACAUGUCAGGUAGGGGAACUUGUGAAGCUACAGAGGACUUUCAGAAGCAAACUUUGAUAAAGAAAGAAAUUCAGUGUCUUGAUAAGAAUGUAAAGAAAAAUAGGAUGAACCCUCAACCAGUGCGACAACCUUUGCCUGCAGAUCAAGACAUAUCAAAUAUUCCAGAAGUCAAGUUCUUUGAAGAAAGCCGCAAUAAAUUUAAGGCAACCGACAAAAUACAGAAGACUGAUGUUCAUCUGAAAAGCCAGGACUUUCUAAUGAAGACAAAUACUUCAGCAGACUUAAAAAUGGCAAUGGAGAAAUCCUUUAAUCCAAUCCAUUUUAAUGCUGAAAAUAAUAUGAAAGAGAGUGAGUGCUCUCUUCCUCCUCCAUCCCCACCUCCUCCUCCACCUUCCAAUGCAUCAUCUGAAAUUGAAUUUCCACUUCCUCCACCACCUCCUUUAAUGAUGUUGCCUGACAAAAAUAUAUUCCCUCCCUCACUGUCCACAGAGAAGAUAAAGACUGAAUUUGAAAGCUUCCCAAAUCUCCCUCUUCCACCUCCACCAAUAGAUGAGAAAUCUGAAAAGGAAUGCCUAUCGACAUUUCUAACACCUCCACCUCCUCCAACUCUUUCUAAAAGCCCAGCAUAUCUUUCUUCUUCUGUUAAGGAAAAGCACAGUGGAGCAUUCAUUCAGCAAUAUACCCAAGAAAAAGCCACAAGUUCUGAGCAAACUCACUCUCAGACCAAAAUCAGAACAGGAAAAACUGGCACACUCUUGCCACCUCCCACAUUACCAAAACCAAAAUUUUUCAAGCCAAUGCCAAUAGAAGAUAAAAAGAAUCAUCAUUCCCCCAAAAUGGAAUCAGCAAAUUAUCUGUCAGAUAGAGAAUGCAAAAUUAUUCCUUCAAAAGAACAGAAAGGAAUAAUGAUGGCAACUACCAGUGAACUUGCAAAGAGAGAACAGAACAUAUUUACAGAAAGUCUUGAUGAAAGAAAACAAUCUUCUUUUGAAUCUACAAAGUUUUCUCCACAAAAAUUUCCAGAAACUUCACCACCCAAGGAAAAGCAGACAGCACCUCUUCUAAAAUGCCACUCAUUUCCAGUGGGUCCAGGACAACAAAGCCCAAAACCUUAUAUGAGAAAAUUUAAGACACCUUUAAUGAUUGCUGAAGAAAAAUACAGACAGCAAAGAGAAGAGCUUGAAAGACAGAAACAGGAAAAUUCGUCCUACAAAAUAGUCAAAACAGAAAGUAAGAACCAAAACAUAUUACAAUUAGAAAAGGGAAUGAUGUUAGGAAAAGAAAAUGAAGAGUUUCCUUUACCUAGAAAGAGUUCAGAGAGCACGAGCACUGAGGCCCAAUAUAUUGCAAACUCUCAAAGUAAUGAUCAAGUAAUUAGAGUUAGCACAGACAAUCAGAUCUCCACAACGUCAGCAGUCUCAGUGGCUGCCAAGAAGCUCCAACAUGUUCUAUCAUCCUCAGAAGAAAAAGAUAAUAUUAGAAGGGACAUUGUAGAAAACACAAAAGACAUUAUCCAAUCCAAAGCAGUUUCUGAAACUAGACAGAGUCACCAAGAAUGUAACACACAACAAAAUUAUUUGGAGCAGAACCACUUGCCCCCCAACAAGCCAGUUUCCCCAAGUUUUAAAGUUAAAACUAUCAAGCUACCAACUCUAGAUUCUAAACUCAAUAAAAGAGACCACAGUUAUGAAAAUCAUGAAAAGAAAUAUGUAGAUAAUGUUCAAACCAUGACUAAACAACAGUAUCACAAAAGUGAGAAAACAGAAGCAAGUAAUGAAUGUAGUAUUAAGCAAACUGUGGCUGAAAAACAUCAGCCACCUAAGAAGGAGAAAAGAGUGACAAUACAAUUGCCUGCAGAACUGCCAGAGAAGAGACAAGUGAGCAAGCCCAGCACUGAGCUUGAAAAGCAAAGAGAAUUUAGAGACUCUGAAAGCGUGACACUGACAGCAAAUGAGGGACAAAAUCAGGGCCCGCCAGUGUUUGAUCCAAGAGAAGAAAGUCUAAUAGUGGAAAGAAAACAAGAAUAUUUUGAGAAUAAAUCAGCACAGAAGGUAGUCAAGCAAAAGGUUAUUGAUGAACAUUUUGAUUCCCAGGCUCAGAAUUUUCAGCAGACACAAAUACAGGCUUCUGAAAGUAAAGCUGAACAUAAAAAAUUGCCACAACCAUAUAAUCAACCACAGGAAGAAAAAGGUGUCUGGGUUAAGGGCACACGACAGACACAAGUCCUCUCUAGUACUAAAGAGUCAAAGCAGGAGAUGAUACAGAACAGAUCUUUAUUUUCCUCUGUGGAAGAAUCCCAGCAGGAUGAUGGAAAAUGUACUGUAAAUAUAUUGGAAUUCUUGAGAAAACGGGAAGAACUCCGGGAGAUUUUGUCUAGAGUAAAACAAUUUGAAGCAGAGCCAAGUGAAAAUGGCCUCAAAACAUUUCAAACACUGUUAAAUAUUCUCCCAGUAUGGCUGAUAAGUGAAGAAAGGAGACGCUAUGGAGUUCGCAUUGCUUUGGAGAAUAAUUUCCAAAAAAUAAAAGAAGAAAUAAUGCAUAUUAAAACUCAAGCAGAGGGUAUGCUGGUGUCUUCUGAGAAUAUGAUUGAAACAGCUAUGAUAUCCUCUAAAGCAGGAAAUCUGAGAAACAAAUCUACUAGUCUUCAUGAAACAUCAUCUGAAGUAUCUGAUGUUAAUGACAGCUACAAGAAAAACAUUGAACAGAAAGCAAAUAAAACCAUAGCAGAAAAACACACUCACCAUCAAGUCACAACUCAGCAUGAAGCAAAAACUCCUUCUAGUCCUGUGAAAGCUCAUCAGGAGAUUCAACCAGAGAUUUGCAGAAAUUCUCCUUCCUGUUUGAAAACACGACCACAGUCACCUACGUUUAUAACAAUUGAGUCUACAGCCCGAAGAGCACAAACUCCAACUAAGGACGAGCCUUCUCAAUCACCUAAAAAGGACCAUUCUGCUGAGCCAGCCCCACCAGGAAGGUCCCUUUCGCAAACAGCUACAAUUCACAGAGCAAACACCCCCCCUUCUCCAGCCAGGAGUCGCUCUGAGCAGCUUGUCAGACUCAAAGACACCACUGCAAAGUUAUCAAGAGGGACCAUCCCAAGCCCGUCAGGCACCUCAGUUCCAAUUGUAGAGAAGAGGUCUGAGAUCAUCACCUCGCCUGCAACACUUCGCCGUCAAAUCAAGAUAGACACACGUGGCAAGGACUCUCCACCAACAAUCACAAUACCUGUCAGUGUCAAUCACAGUGCUAGCGGUUCCUUUCGAGAAUCCGUGGAAGCACAAGAGGAAGUUAGGAGAGUAGAGAAAAGGGAGGUUUACACUCACAAGGAUGGAGCUAAUUCCACUAAACACAUAGUGCCAGAUACGGAAAGUUUUGAUGCAGUUGAAAUGAUCCGCAAGAUCCAAAUGCCUCACCUGUCAGGACGCACGCAGAGGUACGAAGCAGCCAGCCGAACUGUUCAAAUGGCUGAAAAUAUAAACGGCCAUGAGAAUGAUAUAAACAGAUGGUUCAGGGAAUUUGAAGGUAACCCAGUUUUUGAAGCAAAGUCAAAUGAAAGAGUUUAUGCGAAUGGAGAGGCAAGCCAUAACAUGCAAGAAAGUCGUUCCUUUUGUAAGGAAAAUUUUGGAUUAACAUCUUUGGAAAAUACGAGUUUCAGGGACUUUUCUUAUAGACAUCCCCGCGUACUACAAGAAGCAAAUCCUUUUCAACAGCCCCGAGUUUGUUCAGAAACAAGAUCUCUCAGCGAACAUUUUUCAGGCAUGGAUGCAUUUGAAAGUCGAGUUGUUGAGUCAAAGACAGCGGCCUCUUCAUCCCAAAGCUCAGAAGCUGGCAAACUAGGCUUUGACUUCAAGCAUGCCCCGCCAACCUAUGAAGAUGUCAUCGCUGGCCACAUUUUAGAUAUUUCUGAUACACCUAAAGAACUGAAGAGAAAUUUUCAAAAGACAUGGCAGGAGAGUGAAAGACUUUUUAGAAGCCAGGGAUACACAGCAUCAGAGGUUGCUCCAGCUGAGAUGAGAACCACCUUUCAAGAGGCAUCUGCAUUUAUAAGUGAAACUGUUGCUCCAAGACAAGGAAACAUGUAUCCUUUGUCAAAAGACAGUCUAUCCAAUGGAGUGCUUAGUAGCAGACAAGCAGAUUUGGGAAAUUAUGCAUCCCUUCAUGGAAAAAUCUAUUGUAAACCUCACUUUAAGCAACUUUUCAAAUCUAAAGGAAAUUAUGAUGAAGGUUUUGGACACAAACAACAUAAAGAUAGAUGGAAUUGCAAAAAGAAAUGUAGGUCGGUGGACUUGAUUCCAAGUGAAGACACAGACAUGUUUUAUACCGAUGCAGCAAACACCCCUGUACUUGGAGACCUUCAGCAUUUAGAUUCUGCAAGCAGUGAAGAACAAAGAGAUGAUUUGAGAAAACUAGGGGAAAGGGGAAAAUUAAAAAUCAUCUGGCCCCCUUCCAAGGAGAUGCCUAUGAAAACCUUUGCCUAUGAAAAAGAACUAAAAAUGAAUAAACCUAAAUGGCCACCUCAAAUGACAACUCCAACACCUACUGAAAUGAAAAGUGAGUCAUUGAGAGAACGUGCUAAAACUCUGGAGAAUCAUGAGCAAGAACAAGACAGUAUUUCUUUCCUUCAGCCAUUACUACAGUCUAUUCUCAUGUGUCAGAAAGAGGACAUAAGCAUGGAAAAGGGGAGAAAUGAGAAAAUGACUGAACCUGACGGUGCAGAGGUUUUACAAGUUACAAACACUGAUGAUGAGGUAGUACUGGACUAUCGCAAAGAGAAUUUGAAUAAGAAUAAUAAUAACAAUUAUGUAGCAGCUUCACACCUGAAUAUUUGUAGGCAGAAGACAUCAGUUUUAGAUUUGUCUAACCUAUUACCACUGUCAAGCGAAGCAAAAUACACUGCGAUUGAAUAUGAAAAUGAAAAGUUAGAAAAUACAUCUAGAAUUUCAGAGUUACUUGGCAUAUUUGAAUGUGAAAAGACUUAUUCAAAGAAUGUUCUAGCUCUGGCCUUCAAUAAACAGACUCACAGAGCUACUGCUGGCAGUCCUGUGCAGUCUGUUCCCAAACCCAGCCUCCAUGGUGGACUAAGAGUGAAGGGGAAAGCUUUAAAGGUCCCUUCUGAUAGAAACAUAAUAAACAACAGGGGUAACCCUGCAAGCAACAAAAAUUUACACUUCUUCUUUUCUAACACUGUGAAAAUCGCUGCGUUUUCCAAGAAAGAUGCGAACAUUUUUGAGCACAAUUUAAUAGAGUCUGUAGAUCCAAUUAAAAACCUGCCAUGCUUGUGUUUGAAAGAUGUUGGGAAGGACAUUAACCACUGGCAUGGGGAAACAAUAGGAGCAGCUACACACAGUAAUGGAAACAUGAGUUUUGAUGUUCUGAGCAGUGAAUGGGCAGCUAAACAUCCAUGUCCCUGCAAGGAGGUACAAUCCGAGCAACUCACCGUGGAAGAGCUGAUUAAAAGGAAUAGGUGCUACAGUGACAAUGAGUGA
This is a messenger RNA of Elephantulus edwardii (Cape elephant shrew), 11997 nucleotides long. It is a transcript of the gene XIRP2, whose product is annotated as xin actin-binding repeat containing 2. Gene Ontology annotation, molecular function: actin filament binding. The record is from RefSeq and is a predicted model, not a curated record. Gene Ontology annotation, biological process: actin cytoskeleton organization; actin filament organization. Gene Ontology annotation, cellular component: focal adhesion; stress fiber. Bases 4 to 11997 code for a protein of 3997 amino acids. The transcript has 11 exons. Lineage: Eukaryota; Metazoa; Chordata; Mammalia; Macroscelidea; Macroscelididae.